Triplophysa rosa is the source of this 539-nucleotide messenger RNA. Its product is annotated as dynein beta chain, ciliary-like. The transcript has 3 exons. The annotation marks the transcript as partial. The record is from RefSeq and is a predicted model, not a curated record. Gene Ontology annotation, molecular function: minus-end-directed microtubule motor activity; dynein light intermediate chain binding; dynein intermediate chain binding. Gene Ontology annotation, cellular component: dynein complex. Lineage: Eukaryota; Metazoa; Chordata; Actinopteri; Cypriniformes; Nemacheilidae. Gene Ontology annotation, biological process: microtubule-based movement.
GUGAAAUCCCUGAUCUCUUUCCUGAUGACGAGGUGGAGAACAUCAUCGGUUCUUUAAGAAAUGAAGUGCGUGGCCUGGGUCUCACGGACACGAGGGAAAACUGCUGGAAGUUCUUCAUCGACCGCGUUCGUAGGCAACUCAAAGUGGCCCUGUGUUUCUCACCGGUGGGCAGCAAGCUCAGAGUACGCAGUCGAAAAUUUCCAGCGGUGGUCAACUGCACUGCCAUCAAUUGGUUCCACGAGUGGCCACAGGAGGCCUUGGAGUCGGUCAGUCUGAGGUUCCUACAGGAGGUAGAGCACAUCCAGCCAGAGGUGAAGGACUCAGUGAGUAAGUUCAUGGCCUAUGUGCAUGUAAGCGUGAACAAGACCUCGAGGGACUACCUAGCCAAUGAGAGGCGGUAUAACUACACUACACCCAAGUCCUUCCUGGAGCAGAUCAAGCUGUAUCAGAACUUGCUGGCGCUUAAGAAAAAGGAUCUCACCACGAAGAUGGAACGACUGGAAAAUGGCUUGGAGAAGCUCAACAGCACCACGGCUCAG